This is a messenger RNA of Cajanus cajan (pigeon pea), 1606 nucleotides long. RefSeq names its product cytochrome P450 71D11. Lineage: Eukaryota; Viridiplantae; Streptophyta; Magnoliopsida; Fabales; Fabaceae. Gene Ontology annotation, molecular function: monooxygenase activity; heme binding; oxidoreductase activity, acting on paired donors, with incorporation or reduction of molecular oxygen. The record is from RefSeq and is a predicted model, not a curated record.
AUGGCUUAUGUGGGUGCGUGGAUGACCUCAUGGCUUGAGCAAUGUGUGGGCACUGGUGACCGAUGUGUCAUCGACGACGGUGAAGGUCCAUGGAAGCUACCUAUAAUAGGAAACAUGCUCCAUCUUGUUACAUCUAAACCACACAGAAAAUUAAGAGACUUAGCCAAAAUAUAUGGUCCCUUGAUGCAUUUGCAACUUGGGGAGGUCUUCACAAUCAUUGUUUCCUCACCAGAGUAUGCUAAGGAGAUAAUGAAAACCCAUGAUGUCAUUUUUGCAACAAGGCCAAAACUUGUAGUAUCAGAUAUAGUAGCCUAUGAAUCCACAGACAUUAUUUUUUCACCUUAUGGCAGCUAUUGGAGACAACUACGAAAAAUAUGCACAAUGGAGCUUUUCACCCAAAAAUGUGUCGAUUCGUUCAAGCCAAUAAGAGAAGAGGAGUUCACAAAUCUCAUCAAAAUUAUUGAUUCACAUAAAGGAUCUCCCUUCAACCUCUCUGAAGCAGUAACUUUAUCAAUAUAUAAUAUCGUUUCAAGAGUUGCUUUUGGCAAGAAAUGCAAAGACCAAGAAGAAUUCAUAUCAGCGAUGAAAGAAGUAUUAUUAGUUGGAUCAGGUUUUCACAUAGGAGAUUUGUUUCCUUCUGCCGAAUGGCUUCAACAUGGUACAUGUUUGAGGCCUAAGCUUCAGAGGUUGCAUCGACAAGUUGAUCGAAUACUGGAAGAAAUCAUCGAUGAACACAAAGAGGCAAAGUCAAAAGUCAAAGAAGGAAAAGGUGAAGUAGAGGGAGAUUUAGUACAUGUUCUCCUAAAGUUCCAUGAUGAUAAUGAUAGCAACAAGGAUAUUUGCUUAACUAUUAACAAUAUCAAGGCCAUAAUACUGGAUAUCUUUGGUGCUGGUGGUGAGACAUCAGGAACAACCAUAAAUUGGGCAAUGGCAGAGAUGAUAAAGGAUCCAAGAGUGAUGAAGAAAACACAAGCUGAGAUAAGACAGGUAUUCAACUUGAAAGGAUGUAUUGAUGAAAUUUGUGUCAAUGAACUCAAGUAUUUGAAAUCAGUUGUCAAAGAGACACUACGGCUACACCCACCACUUCCUUUUUUAUUUCCAAGGGAAUGUAGACAAUCAUGUGAGAUUGACAGGUAUGAUAUACCUGUCAAAAGUAAGGUAAUGAUCAAUGCUUGGGCAAUUGGAAGAGAUCCAAACUGUUGGACUGAACCAGAGAGGUUUUAUCCAGAGAGAUUCAUUGAUAACUCUUUUGACUACAAGGGGAGUAACUUUGGGUACAUUCCAUUUGGUGCUGGAAGAAGAAUAUGUCCAGGUGGGAACUUUGGUAUAAUAAAUGUUGAGUUAUGCCUUGCAUUCUUGUUGUAUCACUUUGAUUGGAAGCUUCCUGUUGGGAUGAAAAGUGAAGACAUUGACAUGACUGAAGAAUUUGGAUUGACUGUUUCAAGAAAAGAUGAACUAUACUUGAUUCCUAUCACUUCUAUUCCUUUCCAUGCAAUAUAAAUAAUUCAAGAAAAGUCUAUAACCUUUGUGCUUGUUAUUACCUAUUUAUUAUUGAAAGAAACUUUGUUUCUAGGUUAAUUUUAGUAGAACUAAACUUAAUUUGUAU